AUGGGCGGCAUCCCGUACGCAGACCUGUGCAAGGAAAAGGUCCGUGAGGCCUUCAAGGAGAUGAAGAAGAACGAGCACAUGGCCAAGGGCGAGUUUGACCAACAAGAAGCAACAAGUGGCGGGAGCAGAGCCGAAAACCUCACUCUCCCUUGCCACACGCGCGUUUCAAGCUCCUGCCCCCGAAAAUCCGCGCAUACAAAAGAUCGAAAAUCCAAUCGGCACUGUCCCGUGAACUACUCAGAACAGCCAAUGGUUUGGCCAUGA
Chondrus crispus (carragheen) is the source of this 264-nucleotide messenger RNA. RefSeq lists its product as hypothetical. The record is from RefSeq and is a predicted model, not a curated record. The transcript has a single exon. Lineage: Eukaryota; Rhodophyta; Florideophyceae; Gigartinales; Gigartinaceae. Bases 1 to 264 code for a protein of 87 amino acids.